AUGAUUAUGAGAGUACCGUCACCACCACAGGACCUUCAAAAAACCCAAGAUGGACGAGAGGAGGACGCAGAAAGGAUCGUCAGGGCGAACCGCUACGUAAAGGUCCUAGCUGAAGAGAGCUUCAAUAGAGUCGAGGAUUUCAUCGAGAAAGCCACAAGGGAACUAGAUUAUUAUAUCAGAGAUGAUCCAGAAGACAUUAAAGUCGCGGAAAUGAUCGCCAACAAAAUGGAACAAUGUGAAAAAAUACGUACAAGCUUUUCCCUUCUAUCAUGCGAGAAUGGACAGCGUCUCAACAAUCCUCCUCGUUCCACUACGCCUGUUUCUAUAGAUGAAACACAGAAAGAAAGUGAUGUAUUCGGGCCUCCACUACUUGAAAGAAGAUUUGAUCGAAAUUGGCAAAGGAGGCUAAAGCACAUCAUGUCGCAACCGACGGCGCCCACACAGGGAAAGAAAACGCCAUUGCCCACUCCACAAGGAUCACAAGAAGAAAACGCUACACAGCUAUCAGAUAGACAACCAUUGACAUUUGGUGCUACACCUAGCAAAGAAGGCGCAAAUGGCACAAACAACAAAGUAGCAAAUAAAGGAGGCAAAGAAAGUGCUGAUGAACAUGAACAUGGCAAGUUGAAAAAUGCUUUCAAGAAGAAAUGGAAGAAACUGUUCAAAGAAAAAUCGCAGUCGCAAAGGCCAACUGAAGAAAAGAAGAGUUGGUGGCAAUUUUGGUAG
Molecule: messenger RNA, 726 nt
Organism: Cylicocyclus nassatus
Lineage: Eukaryota; Metazoa; Nematoda; Chromadorea; Rhabditida; Strongylidae
Source: the annotation of a GenBank genome assembly